AGGCCGGCGUCGGGGAAGGUCCCGGUCCCGGAUUCCGCACGAGGUGUUGACGGGGCGGCUGUGCCGGCCUCUCUCCAGCGCGCGCCCCGAGCCCACGCGGCCCCGGGCUGCACGUCCCUGACGCCGCCGAGGCGCAAGGCUGCAAGUAAGACCCUUGAGGGGGCAGACCCCAUGGCUGCCUGGAAGAACCCCUGGUGGUUUCUGGUGUGGCUGGCCCUCAAGGAUGCUACCCUUUUACAGACCACAGCAGAGAAGUCUCCCGGAGCCUACUUCCUGCCCGAGUUUGCGCUGUCUCCUCAAGGAAGUUUCCUGGAAGACACAACAGGGGAGCAGUUCCUCACGUAUCGCUAUGACGACCAGACCUCCAGAAACACUCGUUCCGAUGAAGACAAAGAUGGCAACUGGGACGCUUGGGGCGACUGGAGUGACUGCUCCCGCACCUGCGGAGGAGGGGCCUCUUAUUCUCUGCGCAGGUGUUUGACGGGAAGGAAUUGUGAAGGGCAGAAUAUUCGAUACAAGACAUGCAGCAACCAUGACUGCCCCCCGGAUGCGGAAGACUUCAGGGCCCAGCAGUGUUCAGCCUACAACGACGUGCAGUAUCAGGGGCGUUAUUCUGAGUGGCUCCCACGCUACAACGAUCCCGCUGCCCCGUGCGCUCUCAAGUGUCACGCGCGGGGACAGAACUUGGUGGUGGAGCUGGCCCCCAAGGUGCUGGAUGGAACGCGCUGCAACACGCACUCCCUGGACAUGUGCAUCAGCGGCACCUGUCAGGCCGUGGGCUGCGACCGGCAACUGGGAAGCAGCGCCAAGGAGGACAACUGUGGCGUGUGUGCCGGCGAUGGCGCCACCUGCAGGCUCGUGCGGGGACAGUCCAAGUCGCACGUUUCUCCUGAAAAACGAGAAGAAAAUGUGAUUGCUGUGCCUCUGGGAAGUCGGAGUGUGAGAAUUACAGUGAAAGGACCUGCUCAUCUCUUCAUAGAAUCCAAAACACUUCAAGGAAGCAAAGGAGAACACAGCUUUAGUAGUCCCGGCGUCUUCGUGAUAGAAAACACAACGGUUGAGUUUCAGAAGGGCUCGGAGAGGCAAACCUUCAAGAUUGCAGGGCCUCUGAUGGCUGAUUUCAUCUUCAAGACCAGGUACACUGUGGCCAAAGACAGCGUGGUCCAGUUCUUCUUUUACCAGCCCAUCAGUCACCAGUGGAGACAAACUGACUUCUUUCCCUGCACUGUGACGUGUGGAGGAGGGUAUCAGCUCAAUUCUGCAGAAUGCGUGGAUAUCCGCUUGAAGAGAGUGGUGCCUGACCACUACUGCCACUACUACCCUGAAAAUGUAAAACCCAAACCCAAACUGAAGGAAUGCAGCAUGGACCCUUGCCCAUCCAGUGAUGGAUUUAAAGAGAUCAUGCCCUAUGACCACUUCCAACCUCUGCCUCGCUGGGAACAUAACCCUUGGACUGCCUGUUCCGUGUCCUGUGGAGGAGGGAUCCAGAGACGGAGCUUCGUGUGUGUGGAGGAGUCGAUGCAUGGAGAGAUUCUGCAGGUGGAAGAGUGGAAAUGCAUGUAUGCACCCAAGCCCAAGGUCAUGCAAACUUGCAAUCUGUUCGAUUGCCCCAAAUGGAUUGCCAUGGAGUGGUCUCAGUGUACAGUGACUUGCGGCCGGGGGUUACGUUACCGGGUCGUUCUGUGCAUCAACCACCGUGGACAGCACGUCGGGGGCUGCAACCCACAGCUGAAGCUCCACAUCAAAGAAGAGUGUGUCAUUCCCAUCCCAUGCUAUAAACCCAAAGAAAAAAGUCCAGUGGAAGCUAAAUCACCUUGGCUGAAACAAGCACAAGAACUGGAAGAGACCAGAAUAGUAACCGAAGAACCAACGUUCAUUCCGGAACCCUGGUCUGCCUGCAGUACGACGUGUGGGCCAGGCGUCCAGGUCCGCGAGGUGAAGUGCCGCGUGCUCCUCAAGUUCACGCAGACGGACACCGAGCUGCCGGAAGAGGAGUGUGAGGGCCCCGAGCUGCCCAGCGAGCGCCCUUGCUUCCUGGAAGCCUGUGAUGAGAGCCCGGCCUCCCCAGCGCUGGACGCCUCCCUCCAGGGGAAGGACAGCGAGAUGACCUAUGACUGGGAGUAUGCCGGCUUCACUCCCUGCACGGCCACAUGCUUGGGAGGCCGUCAAGAAGCCAUCGCCGUGUGCGUACACAUCCAGACGCAGCAGACGGUCAACGACAGCUUGUGCGAUCUGCUCCACCGCCCUCCUGCAAUGAGCCAGGCCUGUAACACGGAGCCCUGCCCGCCCAGGUGGCACAUGGGCACUUGGGGACCCUGCUCAGCGACCUGUGGCGUUGGCAUCCAGACCCGAGACGUGUACUGCCUUCAUCCCGAGGAAUCGCCUGCUGCUCCUGAGGAGUGCAGGGAGGAGAAGCCCCACGCCUUACGAGCCUGCAAUCAGUUCGACUGCCCCCCCAGCUGGCACAUUGAAGAGUGGCGACAGUGUUCCAGGACAUGCGGCGGGGGCACUCAGAACCGGAGGGUCGCCUGUCGGCAGCUGCUGACGGAUGGCAGCUUUCUGAACCUCUCGGAUGAGCUGUGCCCAGGGCCCAAGGCGUCGUCUCACAAGUCCUGUGCCAGAACGGACUGCCCGCCACAUUUAGCUGCAGGAAACUGGUCCCAGUGCUCCGUCAGCUGCGGUGCCGGCACCCAGAGGAGGAAGCAGGUGUGUCAGAGGCUGACAGCCAAGGGCCGGCGCGUGGUCCUCAGUGAGGUGAUGUGCCGGGGUCUGCCGGGGCUCCCGCUCGUCCGGGCUUGCCAGAUGCCUGCGUGCGGCAAAAUAAAAGCAGAGAUGAAGGCAAAACUCGCUGAGCAGCGUCCCCAGAUCCUCAGCGUCCAGAGAGUGUACAUUCAGACGAGGGAAGAGAAGCAAAUUAACCUGACGGUCGGAAGCAGGGCCUACCUGCUCCCCAACACGUCCGUGAUAAUUAAAUGCCCGGUGCGGCGGUUCCAGAAGUCUCUGAUCCGGUGGGAGAAGGACGGCCGCUGUCUGCGGAACUCCAAACGGCACGGCAUCAGCAAGUCAGGCUCGCUGAAAAUCCACAGCCUUGCAGCCCCCGACAUCGGCGUGUACCGGUGCCUGGCAGGCUCGGCCCAGGAAACAGUGGUUCUCAAGCUCAUCGGGACGGACAACCGGCUCAUCGCACACCCAGCCCUCAGAGAGCGCGGGAAAGACUUUCCUGGCGUGGACCGCCACGAAGCCAACGGCGUGGAAGCCACGAGGCAUAAGAUGUGGCAAAAGUGGAGUAACAAAAACGAGCUUUCUCUGCCUGACGGCCACAUUCGGAAGCAGCCUUUCCUGAGAGCCCUGUUGGGCCACUGUGGCGACUCUGCAGGUGACGCCGAUGCCUGGGAAUUUAAGCACAAGCAGUUUGAAGCAGCUGUCAAACAGGGCGCCUACAGCAUGGAGACAGCGCAGUUUGACGAGCUGCUAAGAAACAUGAGCUUGUUGCUGGAGACCAGGGAGGUCAGUGAUGACCUCGCGUCGCAGGUCAUCUAUCAGAUCGUGGCCGAGUUCGCUAAGGGCCAGCAGACACACGCGCAGUGGGGGGGCAUCCAGGAAGAGAUGCCUCCUGUGGCUCAGCUCAGGGGGGAGACCGGGAGCGUGCCUCAAAAUGUGAACCUGAAAAACUCAGGCAAGCUGACGUUUAAGCCCAAAGACCCUGCUCCUGCAAGGCGAGACCACCCCACCUCGAUUUCCUUCAAUAAAACAAUCAAUGCAAGCAUUGGGAAUACCGUGUACAUUACGCAGAAGACAGAGUUCAUCAACAUACUGUGUGAUCUCACUACUGCCAGUGAGGCCACAUACACGUGGACCAAGGAUGGAGCACUGCUACAGCCCUCAGCGAAAGUAAUUUUCGACGGAACUGGGAAAAUACAGAUAAGGAAUCCUACAAGGAAAGAACAAGGAAUCUAUGAAUGCCACGUAGCCAACCACCUCGGUUCCGAUGUGGAAAGUUCUUCUGUGCUUUUUGCAGAGGCACCAGUCAUCUUGUCUAUUGAAAAAAAUAUCACGAAGCCAGAGCACAGCCAUCUGUCUGUAGUGGUCGGGGGCCGUGUGGAAGCAGCCCUUCAAGCAAAUGUGACAAUCCAAUGUCCUGUAAAAGGUGCCCCCCCGCCUAAUAUAACUUGGUUGAAGAGAGGAGGAUCUCUGAGUGACAAUGUUUCCUUGCUUUUCAAUGGAUCCCUGUUGUUGCAGAACGUUUCCCUCGAAAAUGAAGGAACCUACGUCUGCACAGCCACCAAUGCUCUUGGAAAGGCAGUGGCAACGUCUGUGCUCCACUUGCUGGAACGAAGAUGGCCAGGCAGUAAAACUGUAUUUCCUAAGGGACAUAAAAAGCGUGUUCCACAGACGCCCUACCCUGGAACCAACAGCAGUGUGCCAACAGGAGAACCCCUAUCUCAAGAGCCCUUCUGGGAGGCUGGUAACUGGUCCCCUUGUUCUGCCACCUGUGGCCACCUGGGAGUUCGCGUUCAGAGACCUCGGUGUGUGAUGGCCGCCGGGCAGGAAGUGAGCGAGGUCCGCUGUGGUCACCUCCAGAAGCCGCAGGGUGGGUUUCAGCCCUGUAACAUCCGGGACUGCCCCGCCAGGUGGUUCACGAGUGAGUGGUCGGAGUGCUCUGUGUCCUGCGGGGAAGGAUUCCACAGUCGGCAAGUGACGUGCAAGAGGACACGAGCCAAUGGGACCGUGCAGGUGGUGUCUCCAAGAGCAUGCGCCUCUAAAGACCUGCCUCUCGGAAGGAAGCCGUGUUCUGGUCACCCGUGUGUCCAGUGGGUCGCUGAUCCAGGGAGCCAGUGUCCUGGCCGUUGCAUGGGCCAUGCCGUGAGGACACAGCGGCUUCCCCCAGCGUGUCAACACCACAACGGCUCCGAGUCCAGCUGCAAUGACAGACGGAGGCCCACCCUGAGGAGGAACUGCACGGCAGGGGCCUGUGAUGUGUGUUGGCGCACAGGCCCCUGGAGGCCAUGCACAGCAGCCUGCGGCCGGGGCUUCCAGUCUCGGAAGGUCGACUGCGUCCACACGCGGAGCUGCAAACCUGUGGCCGAGAGGCACUGCGUGCAAAAGAAGAAACCAGCUUCCUGGAGGCACUGCCUGGGGCCUUCCUGCGACAGAGCCUGCAUAGACACAACCCACUACUGCAUGUUUGUAAAGCAACUUAACUUGUGUUCUUUAGACCUUUACAAACGAAGGUGCUGCCAGUCUUGUCAAGAGGGGUAACCCUCUGGAGGGGCCGUGAUGCUGCUGUGAAGAUAAAAAGAAAACUCUAAUUGCGCUCCCCCCACCCCAUGUCGCCAGUGCAGAAAUGUAGAUUUCCUUCCUGAACCAUUCUAGAUUCCACGCUCAAACAGAGAUCGAUGUCAAAACACCACUGUUCAAAUUGUGUAAAGUGAACCUGUUGCACGGUCGGUUUUUAAUUCUGAUUCCUUUGGGUGAUGUAUCCCAGGGUUAACAAAAAUACCAUAGCCAGCAUGCCAUUACCCUUGGGACUUCCUCGUGGCCGUCUAAUCAGGAAACCACCAAGGUCAUGAGCACGCUGUCGUCCCCUGCUUCCUCUUUCCUGUGAUUCGUCGCUAGCAGGGAGUAGCAUGCCCGGAAGCGUUUGGAAGCCCAGCGACGGGUGCCUUCCUCGUCUCUCAAGCUGCAGGGUUCCAACAGGUGGCCGAGGUAGUUACACUUUAGAAGCUCUGGUCAGUAGUUGUGAAGGUGUUGGCACUGAUGGCAUUUUCGUAGAUCCCCCAGUGUUAGCCUGUGGACAAGAGACAACCUCUCUGGACGGGCUCUUCCCCCUGACUGCUUCGAGGAUCCGUGGGCGGAAGCCACCUUGACCUUGCCCUUGGAGCUCUCAUGGAAGAAGAAGACAUGGUAUCGCUGCCAGUUUCACAAGGACAGAAACUUCACACCUACGGAAAUCGAGCUGGGACCCAACAAGGCAUCCUGGAAAUGAACGAAGAGGGAAAGUUGACCUUUUCUACUGAUUUGGAAGUAUAACCAAAGCUUUCUUUUAAGAGCUGUGAAUGAAACUUUGUCUAAGCACUAUUCUCUUUGCACACAGAAAGCCAAAGCCUUAGUAGACCUAAUUUAUGCAUAAAAUAAUAUUCCUGGAAAAGUUGAUUUUGGAAAAUGAGUAAGAAAGUAAUCUAAAGUAAGAAACGCGAUAGUUUGAAGGAAUUGUUUACGGUGGACAAUCAACGGUCAUGUGAGCUGAUUUUUCAGUAAAUUCCAAGUGAAUUAGGGCUAGGCUGGAGGUGACGCUUAGGACUAGGGUGUAGAGUUAGGAUUUGGGGAAAAUGGUUUAAGAUGAGUUUUAAUUUUAGGAUUAGAGUUAGGUGAGAAAGAAAGUUCAGUUAGUGUUAAGGCGAGAGUUGGCUUCAGGGGUUAGGUAGGGCCAGGGCAGGUCAGCGUUGGGUUGGGUUUAGACGGAGGCCAUGGCUGAUUUCUUGACUGUGUGGCGGGGUGCAGGGUUAGGUUUGGAGUAAACGCUGCCGCUGCAGUGGCUUCAGGCCAGCAUUAAAUCCUAAGUCCUAAUGCCGAUGUGGUCGUGGGAUCCCUCCCUGGUGUCCUGCCAGUUAUAGUGCGAUCAGACUUUAUUCAGUGUCCCAGCCGCCUGUGCACCUGCUGCCCUGAGUCUGUCGGCGACACGGUGACCUGAAGCCGGGUGUGCUGGCCCUGGUCCCUGGUUAAUAAUGAGUGAACGGUCCACGGCGGCUUUGGAUUUGUCUGUGGAUGACCUUGCUGAGUCUCUCUGCCCUGCCCUGAGCACCAGGUCUCUUUUGUUCUCACUUCAGCCUCACUGACACUGGCAUGAGCACUACUGUACGGAGGGUUUGGUGGUUGGGAGCAGACGGGGGAAAUUGAAGAGGCCACACCAGCCCGUGAGUUGUUACUCAUCAAUCACAUUUGAUUGUUGAAGGUUAUUAAAUUAAAAGAAAGAUCAUUGUAAAAUACUCUUUGUAUAUAUUUAUGAUAGGACUUAAAGGUGCAAUAUUUUAUUUUGUACAGUGUGUAAUAAAGACAUGGGACAUAUAUUUUUCUUAUUAAC
This is a messenger RNA of Lepus europaeus (European hare), 7081 nucleotides long. It is a transcript of the gene ADAMTSL3, whose product is annotated as ADAMTS like 3. Gene Ontology annotation, cellular component: extracellular matrix. Gene Ontology annotation, biological process: extracellular matrix organization. NCBI's taxonomy places the organism in Eukaryota, Metazoa, Chordata, Mammalia, Lagomorpha, Leporidae. Gene Ontology annotation, molecular function: metalloendopeptidase activity. The transcript has 30 exons. The coding region runs from base 172 to 5259 and encodes 1695 amino acids. The record is from RefSeq and is a predicted model, not a curated record.